Messenger RNA from Puccinia triticina, 1047 nucleotides. RefSeq lists its product as uncharacterized. The coding region runs from base 1 to 1047 and encodes 348 amino acids. The record is from RefSeq and is a predicted model, not a curated record. The transcript is spliced from 5 exons. Gene Ontology annotation, cellular component: mitochondrial large ribosomal subunit; ribosome. Lineage: Eukaryota; Fungi; Basidiomycota; Pucciniomycetes; Pucciniales; Pucciniaceae. Gene Ontology annotation, biological process: translation. Gene Ontology annotation, molecular function: structural constituent of ribosome.
AUGUCUUUCUUCCAUCACCACCCCAUCCUACUCUCGACCCUGCUCCAGCUGCAGAUCCGAAGCCAGCCGAUAUCCUCCUCCAUAAGAACACUCGCAACAUCAUCAUCAUCGAGCACUCGGCCAGAAGAAACUACCCAGUCUGAUGCGCCCGCCGAAUCUCUCUCCACUCCUGCCUCUAUCACCGAGCUCAUCAACCCCCCGCAAAAACCCUGGGUUCCGGGUCUCCGGAGAACUGGCGUACUCGCCCGCAAACGCGGCAUGACCAGCUUUUGGGACUCCGAUGGAAUCAGGAUCCCGGUGACCGUACUAGAGUUAGAGGAUGUUCAGGUGGUCGGGCACAAGUACAAGGAACGUGACAACUACGACGCAAUCCAGAUCGGAUGUACCGACAAAUUCUCGAGAAACUCAAUUCAUAACGCCCAAUUGAAAUACUAUAAACAACUCAAUUUGACACCCAAACAGAAAGUCACUGAAUUCGUCGUCUCUAAUCAUCAGUGCUUCUCCCCUAUCGGUACUUCAAUUUCUGCGGCACAUUUCGUACCCGGCCAGUUUGUGGACGUGAAAUCAAAUUCGAAGGGGAAAGGGUUUGCGGGAGUGAUGAAACGAUGGGGGUUCGCGGGAGGAAAUGCGUCGCAUGGGUCAACUAAGCAUCAUCGGAAAGCAGGUUCUACAGGACAACAUCAAGAUCCAGGGCGAGUAUGGCCGGGGAAGAAGAUGGCAGGACGGAUGGGAAACCAGCCGGUGACGGUGCGGAACCUCCUAGUAGCUAGGAUCGAUACCGACAUGAAUCUGAUCUACGUGAAGGGCCAAGUGCCGGGACCCAAGAAAACGUUUGUCCGGGUGACCGAUGCCGAGAAGGGCGUCCAUAGGGUCGGCCAACAUUGGAUCCGGAAGGGCUGGAACGUCCAUAAUCAGGCCCUCCUCCCCGGACACAUCAAGGCCCUCCCCUUUCCUACUAUCGAUACCAAAUCUGCCACACAGCUCCUCCCCGAUCAGAUCUCCCUCUCCGCUCUCAGUAAACUUAAAAAUACCAAGGCCGUCGAGUAG